Molecule: messenger RNA, 3425 nt
Organism: Hypoxylon fragiforme
Lineage: Eukaryota; Fungi; Ascomycota; Sordariomycetes; Xylariales; Hypoxylaceae
Product: Frag1/DRAM/Sfk1 family-domain-containing protein
Exons: 4
Coding region: 254-3151 (965 amino acids)
Biological process (GO): GPI anchor biosynthetic process; fungal-type cell wall organization
Cellular component (GO): endoplasmic reticulum
Source: RefSeq, a predicted model, not a curated record
CCAAGUAAUACCAACAUGCCAUGACGAUGAAUUAGCAUCUUUCUUUUUUUUUCUUGUUGGUUCUUGGUUUGCGCAUCGCCGAGGUUUCCGGAUAAACAACUGCUACAUACGCGGAAGCCAACGCUCUCCCUAACAUUCUUUUUGCCUCCUGCAACUUUCAUCAAUCUUCACCUCGUUAAACUUACCUUACCCUUACCCUUACAUACUGAGAUACUUUGUGGCUUUCCUGUUUACACAAGCCCGAAAAUGCAAUAUGUCUUCUAAAUAUAAGGAUAAAGACUUCGGGACAGUCAUCGCCCUGAAUGCGAAAUGGGUGUCGUGGGCCCAUACUGCUAUUGCGUCUGCUGCUUUCCUCAGCGCUCUCGCUGUGGGCAUGUACCUCCAUCUUCACAAGAUCGUCCAGAACGAAUUCUACGGUUAUCCCGAUGAGUGGUUCCCAUCUGUCUCCGCUACGAUAGGCGAUCGAUACCCCGAACGAUCCUUCUUUCAGGUCUUCAUAGCCUUGACUUCGGGCCCCAGAUUCGCAUUAGUUGCCUUAUGGUACCUCUUAACGGCAAAAUCUGGAAAUGCACUAGCCAAAUUUGUCGCCGGCGUUGGCAUCUUUAGGACUCUUACGUGUGCUGGCUGGACAUACGUAACUUCGACUGACGAUCAUGAUUGGCACGAUAUCUUUAUGAUUUCUUACAUGGUAGCCACCGUCCCUUGGACGAUUGGCUGCAUUGCCUUAAGCCCGCCAAAUCUGAGAGCAAUUAAGUAUCGAAAAUAUCUCUGUACUGCAUUUUUUGGCAGCAUUCCGUUUAUGAUAUAUUUCUACAUUCAGCACAAGAUUCACCGUGUAGCAGGAGCUUAUACGACGUAUGCAUUCAUCGAAUGGUCCUUAAUUGUAUACGAUGUUGCUUUCGAUGCAGUUACUGCCCUCGACUUCGAUACUUUUGAGAUCGUCGUGAGAGAUGUAAAGGAUUCGAGCAAGGGAAUUCAUGUAUCCUCCAAACCGAACACCGAUUCUACAAGAGAGAAAGGAAAGAUCAUAAACAGCAUCUUUAACGUCAAGUUCUCGUGGUCUGAGACGUUUGAUACGGCUGCUGAAGUCUACCAUGGCUUUGUUUUUUGGUCUAUGCUCACAAGCUUAGGUGUGGUGGUUUGGUACUUCCCACUCUGGCAUAUGGGAAUUUCAGGCUAUGAAGUAUUAGUCAUGUCAACCAUUUCGCCUUUUCUUCUGGGAAUCAAACCACUUCGUUUGUUAGUAACCCAAAAUUUGCGCGCGUGCCACUUUCUGUCACUCGGUGGGCUCCUUGCGUGGAAAGUCAAAGACCCUGCUUACCGGCUUUUUACUGUGGGUUUUGGUGUUGCCAUGUCGUGUCUAUCAUGGGCUGCUACGCUAUACUCCGAGUCGGUUUCUGAGACUCGACUUGAGUCCAAAGUCCUAGCUUGGAUUGCCGGACUCAUUGCGUCCUCCGCUGUCAAGUUUGCAUGGCAGACCAAUAACCCGAUAUGGCCAAUCAUGCACGCCGAAAACGGUGGCUAUAACUACACAGGCCUGGUAUUAGCUCUUCUUGCAAUGUUAAGAUUUACUCGGAAGGGACCAUUGAACACUGGAAUUGUUACCAAUGAAAAACAGGAUGGAUCAUCAUUCCUAGCUGCUCUUGGAGUUGCCGGCCUCUUUUUCGGUCUGCAUUCUCUACUCUCUGACACGAGCACCAUGAUUUCAUGGGCGUGGGAUGGGUAUCCUGUCAGAGGCCCUCUUGCUGUUCCCCACGGUUGGUUCACGUUGGCUGCGAUGACUAUCGGCUUGCUGACCGGAGUCCGUCUACCGAACCUUGUCAGUACGUGGUCGAUCUACGGCGUUGGAUGCUUAGGAGCGGCUAUCCUCACUCUUUACCCUCACUGGUUUGGUUACUCUGGUGCUCUUAUAAUAGCCUUCUAUCUCACAGCGAUUUCUUACCCCAUACUUAGUGCAGCGGCUAAGAAGAGGCCAGCAACGACAUUUGGUCUUGGAUUCCUCAUAUACAACUUUAUGGUCUUAUUCCAUGUAUGGGUAGUUGCCUAUGCCUUCGUCCCUGGCGGGCCACUUGUUCGUGAGCAUACAGAUUGGGUCAUGGUUACAAUGAUGCUACUCGUUGGUGCUGGUGUGUUUAACCUAACGUCAUUGAACUCGCGUCAAUAUGACGCUCGUGGAGGGCUAUUCUGGUCGCAACAUCGCAAGUAUCAUACUUUGGCACUCGGUAUCGUCAAUAUCCUCUUCAUUGCUUCUGCACUUAGGCGCUUCCCGGUAUAUGAUCAUAAACCGUACCACGAAGAUUCGAGGCUCAUCACUGCCGGUAUUUGGACCAUCCACUUCUCCUUCGACAACGAUAUGUGGUCCUCAGAAAAUCGCAUAAGUAAUUUGAUUAAAGAGCUAGAAAUCGAUGUCAUAGGUUUACUAGAAUCCGAUCUACAACGGAUCAUCAUGGGAAACAGGGAUACCACCCAGUUCUUCGCAGAAGACUUGGGCAUGUAUGUUGAUUAUGGCCCUGGUCCAAACAAGCAUACCUGGGGUGCCGCGCUCUUGUCGAAGUUUCCGAUUGUGAAUUCAACGCAUCACUUGCUUCCGUCACCAGUUGGUGAACUCGCCCCCGCUAUUCACGCGACCCUCGAUGCGUAUGGCGAAUUGGUAGAUGUUUUCGUUUUUCAUUCGGGACAAGAAGAGGAUGUUGAAGACCGUCGUCUCCAGGCUGCGUAUCUCUCCAAGUUGAUGGGAUCCUCCCCAAGGCCCUCCAUAUUACUUUCCUACCUGGUUACCAAACCCCUAAAAGGCAACUAUAACACUUACGUUUCUGAGACCUCGGGGAUGCACGAUGUGGAUCCAAAAGACUGGGAUCGAUGGUGCGAAUAUAUCCUAUAUAAACACAUCCAGAGAGUAGGCUAUGCAAGGAUAUCUCGGAGCACCAUUACCGACACUGAAUUGCAAGUCGCGAAAUUCGUGGUACCAACGACCGAGACUGAGAAGGCGCAAGUCGCAGCAUUGGACAGCGACUCACCGUCAAGAAAUCGCAGAGUAAGUGAAAAGGAAGUUCCUGAGGGCUGGAGAUUCCCGGCCCGGUUCCGUGGUGUGGGCGUUAGGGGCCACCGAUAUCACGUUUUUAAUGAACCCUGGUAUUAUAAACCGUCAUGAACAGGCGGCCACGGCGCAUAGGAAAUGGGGGGACGGGGGGCUAUAAAGUGAUCAUGAAAUUAAGGAGUUACGAAAUCAGGAAACCCGACGCGCAAAUGCCUUUUAAAAGUGUACGAUAGAUAGAUCGUAUGUACCAAGAACAAGUGUCCUUGCUAUAUCCGACCUGGAUUUUCAAUUCUGCAUACCUACUCAAGUAGUGUAGCGUAAUAAUUAUUUGAGCCGAGCAAAAAGUACGAACAUAAUUGGCGAGCUGAUUCAUUUCAUUAUUCCUCGA